Messenger RNA from Sitophilus oryzae (rice weevil), 2926 nucleotides. RefSeq lists its product as uncharacterized. The record is from RefSeq and is a predicted model, not a curated record. Bases 235 to 2730 code for a protein of 831 amino acids. The transcript is spliced from 2 exons. Lineage: Eukaryota; Metazoa; Arthropoda; Insecta; Coleoptera; Curculionidae.
GCGGUUAUUAAUAUCAUGAAUAAAAUAUUAGGGCUUAAAUGUCCGCCAUGUUGAUCGGUUACUUUGGCACUUUAAUAACGUCUCGUCUGUGUGAUUGUGUUGCUCAGUGAGGCUUUAGUUUUAUUAGAGCGUUAAUCUAUUGUGUCAAAUCAAAUUACUCUACAAGAUUCUCUGGUGCGAGUAUUUAUUUUAAGAUUAGAUUAAAUUUGGUACGUACCAUAAAUCACGUAAAGAAUGUUAUGCUUUGUGUGCAAAACCAACCACAGUAAUUUAGAAAAACUUGUUAGGCAUUUUAAAUGUUGCCAUAACCUAAACAGUAACUCGACAUUUAGAUGCUAUGAGUGCGGUCAGUGCUUUCAAAAUUUAUCAUCCUUCAAAAGGCAUAUGAAUCGCAAACAUCUCGUAGAUGAAGUUCUUGUUAAUUGUACAGAUAAAGGCAACGAUGAUUUUACUAUAAACAUGGACAUUCCAGUGACAUCGGAUAACAGUCUUCUAUCAGAUAGUAAUUGUCCUAGGUCAGUUUUUGUUGAUAACAAAACACCAGGAGACAAAAUUGAUGAGGAAAUUCAAAACGAGCCUGAGCAAUUUAAUUUUGAUUCUUUACAUAAAAAAGUUGAAAACGCUGCGUUACAAUUUUUACUUUCGCUGCACAAUAACGAUAAUUUUACAAGAAAGGAUGUUCUACAAAUUCAAAACAUUGCGAAUGGAUAUUUACUCGAACCACUAUUAGAUAUGUUUAUGAAUUUUGCUAAAUGCAACAUUCAAUACCAAAAUCCGGCCUUAUACAACGAAAUGUCUAGUCUAAUAUCGAACUGUAGAAAUCCAUUUAAAGCUUUCAGCUCGGAUUAUUUGUUUCAUAAAAUAUUAACAAAUAAAGGAUGCGUUAAUACUCUCAAGGAAAUUACUAUCAAUAAUGAGGUACGACCAGUGCAUCGAGCGGGGAAUCUGAUAACUCAAGAAACAAAAAUUAAAGGCAUCGUAAUGCCUUUAAAAUUUCAAUUCAAAGCAUUUUUCGAAAAAAAUAAACUACUAGAACCUACUUUGGCUUAUAUGAAAGAUCUGGAAGUAAAUAAUACGUUUACAAAUUUCAUGCAAGGUGAAUUAUGGAAAAAUAAAAUCAAAUUAUACCCAGGAAAAAUUACGAUUCCUUUUUUCUUAUAUAUAGACGAUUUUGAGAUAAAUAAUCCCCUUGGUUCACACUCAUCAAAACAUUCCGUAUGUAACAUAUAUUAUUCAUUUCCCUGCCUACCAGUACAAGAAUCUAAAUUGGAAAAUAUUUUUUAUGCAGGUGUGAUAAAGUCUAAUGAUCUAAAAACUUUCGGCAAUGAAAAUUGUUUUGAAUAUUUAAUAGAAGUACUAAAAGAUCUUGAAAUUAAUGGUAUACUGAUUGAAAGCCAUGACAAUAAAAGUGCUAAUGUCCAUUUUAUAUUAGGAUUAGUAAUCGGUGAUAAUUUAGGUUUAAAUUCGUUUCUCGAUUUUAGCAAAUCAUUUUCCAGCAACUAUUUUUGCAGAUUAUGUCGAGCCUCAAAAGCAGAUACCCAGAAAAUGAGUUACGAAAAUACCGAACUAAAUCGAACUGUUGAAAACUAUGAGCUCGAUGCUUCCAAUACAAAUAGUAUGAUGGGAAUUAGUAAAAUAUCUCUGCUUAAUAAUAUUCCUUCAUUUCAUGUCGUAACAAACUACUAUGCUGAUGUUAUGCAUGAUCUGUUUGAAGGGAUAUGUCAUUAUGAUUUAUGUCACAUCAUUGAAUAUUUCAUAACUAUGAAAUAUUUUGACUUGGAUGGUUUAAAUGACCGAAAACAAAAUUUUGAGUACGGCCCAAUAGAUAUUAACACAAUCUGUGGAAAAAUAGAGCCACACCAUCUUAAGAAAAGAAAACUGAAAAUGUCAGCUAGAGAAAUGAUGACAUUUAUUUUAUACUUUCCCAUUAUGAUUGGAGACUUAGUUCCCUCGGAUGAUACCGUUUGGCGAUUUCUUGUAAAUUUUGUUGAAAUCAUAGAUAUACUACUCUGUUUCGAGAUUGAUGUACCUAACAUUUUAUUAUUAGAAAAUAAGAUUAAAGAUCACAACAGAGACUAUACUGCACUUUUUAACGAUACACUGAAGCCAAAACAUCAUCUAUUAACCCACUAUCCAAAAAUAAUAAGACAAUCAGGACCAUUAAGAAAACUAUGGUGUUUCAAAUUUGAAUCCAAGCAUAGGCAAUUCAAAAUCUAUUCACACUGUAUUACAUCAAGAAAGAAUAUUUGUCUUACACUAGCUAAGAAAUAUGAGUUAAAAUUUGCCUUCCAAAUCAUGAACACUAAAAACUUUUUCUCAUUAAAGGGAUUGAUUUGUGACGAAAAUUUUAGAGUACAAAGUAAUUACCAAAAUAUUAUUAGACACAAAUUAAAUUUUUUUGAGGGGUUUAUUGAAUUUUAUUCUCGUAUUUAUUACCAAGGCAUUGAAUACAGGUGUCAUUACUAUCUACCAGUGUAUAACAAUGAUAUUUUAUUGUAUGUAAUAUUAGACAUAGUCAUACUAGAGAAAAAACCACCAAUUUUUUUCUGCCAAAAAUUACUAAAUGUAAGGUACGAUCCUCAUCUACUUGCUUACGAAAUUGAUCCUACCAAUUUAGGUGAAUUUUCAUUGAUAUUCACUGAAAAAAUACUUGGUCCACCUAUUACUCUUAUAAAAACUGCGCGGGGAAAAAAUAUGUUACGUAUUAAGGAGUAUUACAAAAAUAUCUAAUGACAUAAAAAUAAGUUAUAGUUUUCAAUAUUUAUGUAUACAGGGUGUCCCAGAAAUAAGUGCAAGUAUUUUAACUGGUAGUACCAGUAAGGCAGUAUGGUACUACCAGUAUGGUACCAGUAUGGUAGUAUAGUUCAACCCCAGAAACACGCCUAUGAGGUUUUUUUUGCAAGUUUUUUGAAAAAAAUUUUGGAUU